Messenger RNA from Nycticebus coucang (slow loris), 2338 nucleotides. RefSeq names its product protein kinase C and casein kinase substrate in neurons 3 (gene PACSIN3). The transcript has 10 exons. The record is from RefSeq and is a predicted model, not a curated record. NCBI's taxonomy places the organism in Eukaryota, Metazoa, Chordata, Mammalia, Primates, Lorisidae. Gene Ontology annotation, cellular component: endosome; plasma membrane; cytoplasm. Bases 601 to 1947 code for a protein of 448 amino acids. Gene Ontology annotation, biological process: regulation of endocytosis; plasma membrane tubulation; cytoskeleton organization. Gene Ontology annotation, molecular function: protein binding; phospholipid binding.
CUCCUCCUGCGGCUCCUGAAGUUUGCAAUGGAACCGCCUCCCGCGCCGGGAGCCCCCGGCCACCCGGCUCUGCGUGACGAUAGGAAGGGCUACCACCGACCCUAGGGGUGUCUACUCUGCGGCGUAGCGAACUCCUCAAUUCCUUAGGCCCACCGGGGGGAGGGGGACGUUGGGGCUUCGAGGCCAAACCAUCUCCUGGGUCCCCUCGAGGGCCCCAUUCUGCCCUAUUUGCGCCAGCCCUGGGGCCCUGGCGACCCCUCGCCCUCUGCAAAGAGCCCCAAAUUCCUGGGUCCGCUGCCUCAAGCCACCAUCUGGAGUCCACGGCUAGGCUGGCCCAGGCAGGGAGCACCCCCUCCCCUUGGCGGUGACGGGCAGGCCCCACCCCCGCCAAGACCAAGUUCAACAAGUUUGGCCAAGAAGUCCUAGAGCCUAUAUGGCUAGGCCUGGCCAUGCCGCUCCGUGUGGGCUCCCCGGGUUCCGAGUUGUGCCGCGCCGGGUGGACAAGAUGGGGGUUAUCCAGGGGCUCCGUCCGUAAGGGUUGAGGCCAGAGACGCGCCGCCCGUGGGCUGCGAGAUUUGAUGUGCAGUCUCGGGGUUUGGAAUGCGUCAACAGAGAGCCGGCAACUCAGCCGGCAGCUCCAAAUCUGCCACCAUUCCUUGCUGCGGGGACACCAUGGCUCCAGAAGAGGAUGCUGGAGGGGAAGCCUUAGGGGGCAGUUUCUGGGAGGCUGGCAAUUACAGGCGGACAGUGCAGCGGGUAGAGGAUGGGCACCGGCUGUGCGGGGACCUGGUCAGCUGCUUCCAGGAACGUGCUCGCAUUGAGAAGGCCUAUGCCCAGCAGCUAGCUGACUGGGCCCGCAAGUGGAGGAGCACUGUGGAGAAGGGCCCCCAGUACGGCACACUGGAGAAGGCCUGGCAUGCCUUCUUCACCGCGGCGGAGCGCCUGAGCUCGCUGCACUUGGAGGUGCGGGAGAAGCUACAGGGGCAGGACAGCGAGCAGGUGCGCAGCUGGCAGCGCGGAGCCUUCCACCGUCCAGUGCUGGGCGGCUUCCGUGAGAGCCGGGCUGCCGAGGAUGGCUUCCGCAAGGCCCAGAAGCCCUGGCUGAAGAGGCUGAAGGAGGUUGAGGCUUCUAAGAAGAGCUACCAUGCAUCCCGGAAGGAUGAGAAGACAGCCCAGACUCGGGAGAGCCACGCAAAGGCAGACAAUGCUAUCUCCCAGGAGCAGCUGCGCAAACUGCAGGAGCGGGUAGAACGCUGUGCCAAGGAGGCUGAGAAGACGAAAACUCAGUAUGAGCAGACGCUAGCAGAGCUGCAUCGCUACACCCCACGCUACAUGGAGGACAUGGAGCAGGCCUUUGAGACCUGCCAGGCUGCUGAGCGCCAGCGGCUUCUUUUCUUCAAGGAUAUGCUGCUCACCUUACAUCAGCACCUUGACCUCUCCAGCAGUGAGAAGUUCCAUGACCUCCACAAAGACCUACACCAGAGUAUCGAGGCAGCCAGUGAUGAAGAGGAUCUGCGCUGGUGGCGUAGCACCCAUGGGCCAGGCAUGGCCAUGAACUGGCCACAGUUUGAGGAGUGGUCCUUGGACACACACAGGACAAUUAGCCGGAAAGAGAAGGGUGGCCGGAGCCCUGAUGAGGUUACCCUGACCAGCAUUGUGCCCACAAGAGAUGGCACUGCACCCCCGCCCCAGUCUCCGGGGUCCUCAGGCAGGGGGCAGGAUGAAGAGUGGUCAGAUGAGGAGAGUCCACAAAAGGCUGCUACUGGUGUCCGGGUUCGAGCACUCUAUGACUAUGCUGGCCAGGAAGCUGAUGAGCUGAGCUUCCGAGCAGGAGAGGAGCUGCUGAAGAUGAGUGAGGAGGAUGAGCAGGGCUGGUGCCAGGGCCAGUUACAGAGUGGCCGUGUUGGCCUGUACCCUGCCAAUUAUGUGGAGUGUGUGGGUGCCUGAGUGUCCUGACAGCCCCUGUACAACGUUUCUCCAACCUGGAUCAGAACCCAGCUUCCCCUGGACAGCCGGACCUGAGGGCCCUGAACAAUUGUGACCCUCUGUACCCUGAGGAGGAAGAAGUCCUGGGACCCAGGGAGGCGAGGGGCCUGUGUCUAGGAAGCCACUGGUAGGGAAGGGCCAACUGAGUCUAUGCUAAGGUUGAGAGGGAGGUUGGAGGUGACAGAGGGUACAGGGUUGCCUGGGCCUACGAGUAGUUGGGUCUCCCUAGGAGUUGUGAAUUCAGUUCCUGGCCUCUGUUUUGAGGUCCUGGGGUGGAUGUAGUUCUGGGCUAGCAGCACCCUCUUUUGUGGCUUGUUUUAGUGUGUAUUAAACAUGACUAAACAAACACUGU